UGAAAGACUGCGUGGCUCAGUCAUUAUCUAUCUACUAUGAGUAUAACUAGCUACCGCUACUGGUACUGUGGAGUCAGUCAGUCAAAGUCAUCAGAAGGUUAAGCCUGCAUGGCCCAUCCUUUUGCGUCACCCCUUCAAUGGUUUAGUGCUCUAGCCAUCUAGCUAGCCACCGGGAGCCCACAAGCUGCCAAGCAUCCCAAACCAAAGCGAACAAAAACGCGACCGCUGAAUUCGAAAGAAUAACACCAACUCCCAAAGGAAAGCAUCAACACGAGGCAACUGCAUCGCAUUGCAUAACUUUUCUUCCUCUUGCUGCGGCACUCAUCGAUAUAUUAUGAACACAACCACUACAAAAAGCACUGUUCCCGUUGGCAUUGCCAGUUGUGGAACUUCUCCCUGGCAAAGAAUGCUGGCUGUUGUAGGCAUUCUCAUGACUUUCCAUUUGCUCGAAAUUGAACGCUUUUUUAAUCCAACUCUCCCAGAAAUCUCCAAGGCACAAGACAGUACCGGUACAAGGAAUAGCAACAAUCAUUCAAUGAUCACAAAUACCAUUACCGGUACGGGUAAUGUGUCUCAGCUAAGGGGAAACGACAAUUCCACAGACCACAGCAGGAGCGGCAUGUUCACGACACAGAAACGAGACGGAUGGACCAUCAUUAGAGACAGCCCCUCGGCCGAAAUCAUCGCCACCACCAGCACAACAGCAGCAUCAUCAUCAACUAAGUCAGGCACAGCAACACAAAUGACUGCAACAACAGCCACUGCGGUACCAACUGUCACAGUCACUACCAACGAGACAGAUGCGACAAAACCAGAAUCGGAAUCCAACAGUGAUGCCCCCACAACUGCAACUCCUGUGAUAGAAGGACCUGACGACACAGUCACUACCAAUGAGACAGAUGCGACAAAACCAGAAUCGGAAUCCAACAGUGAUGCCCCCACAACUGCUACUCUUGUGACAGAAGGACCCGACAAUCAUACUGCUCCACUGUCAACAGCAGAAGCAGCAUCUCAAGAAGCAGCACCUACACAGCCAGUGCCACGAUCUCCUGCUCCUGCUCCUGCUCCUGCAAUUGUUGUCCCUGACCACAACAUGUUGUCUGGAUACUUGCAGUACUUGUCCAUCUCAGGAUGGUCAAACCAAGUGUUCUGUAUGCAACAUGCCUAUCUUGUUGCAAAGGCAACCAAUCGGACACUCAUCACGGCGCCUGUUCUCCCACACUAUUUUCUUUAUGGGUCUUCCUUGAAGCAGGGAGGACAACGGAACAGUCAUACCUACAGACUCGAUUUGAGCCUACCCCAGCAAUACUUACACAGACUCAAGAGUAAUGAGUACCUUGACUUGGAAACCGUGUUGGACAUGGAAUAUACAUUUGCGGGAGUCCCCACGGUUGAUUUUCGACAUUUUAUGCACAAGGUCUAUGAUGAAGAUCAAAUGAGCCAGUGGGUGAUUGAAAGUGAAUAUUCACGCUACAAUACACUCUUCACCAAGAAUCGACCAGAUCUCGAAGGAACCACCAGCUCUGGUGAGCACAAUGUGGUCGAGGUACUGCACGAUUGGACACAAAUUGCAGCCAAUCAUUCUUCCUAUCCUCUGUGGACCUUGUUGGAUUCCUUUAGUAUCAAGUUUCAUGCCAGUGUCACUGAAAACGACACUCCCUUUCACAUCAGAUUCAGUCAUGUCAUUCGACAAACCGCAAAGAACAUUCAUCAACAUGUAUGGGGGAAUGUACCCUAUGCAUCUGUCCACAUUCGUGUCGGAGAUGGGUCCUUUGUCGAGCAUGUGCACGAAACCUGGGACAUUGUCAGUGAUGCCAGUGUUUGGCAUUUGCAAGAGUGGAUACAAUCACAACGUGAAGCACCACCAAAAGUUGGCAUCUUUGUUGCCACGGACAUGAAAGCCGGAGAGCAAGUGCAAUUCACCAAAAUCCUUCAAUCCAAAAUGCCACAAAACAUUGCUGUGGAAAUCUGGUACAGUGAUAUGUUUGCCGACUACACCAAAUCUUUACAACCCACAUUGGUGUAUCCUGGCAUUUUUCUGGAUCAGCAGUUGGCAGCAUGUGCCAGCAUUGGGUUCACACCAUCGUUAGUAGUAAACUCGACCUUUUCUAUGGUGAUUGACAUGGUGCGACAGUCACCGGGGUCCUGUGACUUGUAACCAACUAUAGAAAAUGCAGAAACUAUACUGGCUUAGGUACACUGGCAAGUAGUGGAGAGACUCGACUCAUCAGCAUGACCGGUGCAAUCAGAACAGCUAUGGACGCCCAGAAACAGCCCAGGAAGCAGUGAGGCACAAACGUCAACCGGCAGUUUGCUUUUGUUUGUUCUCUUACUAAAACUGCUGGUUACCGUGCGAGUGCGGAUAGUUUGAUUACUGAUGUGUUUUCUCGUGAUCGGUUGUCUCGGAAGAUAGCAGAGCCCAACCCAAAUGUUUUGUCCUGCCCGGCUUGGUGAUCCAAUCCUGCAAGUCCCAACCAUUCUGUUUCAGUUCCUCUUUUGCCUGCGCUUCAUUGCCAUCCUCUACAUUGGAUAAUGUAUCGGCAAAGCACAAGGCCCCUCCGAGUUGGUUGUUAUUUCUCAAAGCACUGCUGAUUGUCGCAAAGAGUUGGCUGGGAAUGCCCUUGUCGAGGUAAAUCAGUACCGCUUCAAAGACAAAGACGGUGAACCAAUCGCCGCCAUCAUCCACAAGAACGGUUUCGAGUAAUGCGGCCUGAACUUGUUGUAGGUCGUUCAAGUCCACGGCAAGCAACCGCAAUGACUUGACCAGUGUCGACAGUUCGGGACGUCGUCGUAGCAGUCGGUGAUGAAACAGUUUCUUCUUGGCAUCGACCACGUGUGGCAAAUCCAUCUCUACCAGAUCCAGUAUCAAGUCUGGAUAUAGUUGCGCCAUGCGAAGAGACCGUAGAUCAUAGCCGCCUCCCAUGAGAACCAAUCGAAUCUGCUUCUUCGUUUGCUGUUGUUGGGCAGUCUGAAUGAUUUGGUCCACGGCCGUAUCCAAGUAUUUCGUCCGCAGCUCUACAUUUCCAUGAUGGAAGCGAGGAUAGAGAGGUGCCAGUGGGGAUGCCACCGCCCAUCGAGUAACAGGUGGAAGCAAGUCAUACGCCAGUCCGUGGUCUUGGAGGACCGACGUUUUGUCAUUACCAGAAAUGGCCUUCCACCAAACACACUGAUAGUUGACAAACGAGUUGGGAAUUGGAAUGGGAUCGAACAACUGUGCCACAGUGAGGAGUCGACGAAACCAGUAGUAGGCUCGUUGGCGUUGGCGAGGACUGGCCGAAGAGUUCGUCGGUUUCACACCCAAUCUGGCAGCGACCUCCUCUGCCUCAUUCAAAGGACGGGUUGUGGUCUCUUGAUCAUCAGAGUCGGGUGGCUCGGAUUGCAAUAUCUCGGGAGGGUUCAUGGUACUGCCUGAUACAGCGGACAUGAACCAUCAAACAAAUGAGCUGUAGGUGCCGACGUUGAUGGAAGAGCCGCAACGACGACCGAGGUCAAUGACGUAUUCAUAAAAUAACAAUAAUAAUGCUAUGUACCGUCAUGGUACCACUAAGUCACGGAAGACCGGAACACAGAACAUCCGAAAGUCACAAAGACAAUUUGUUUAAAUAUAAUGUCUCAAUACUUUCUUAUCACGGAGAAACAUAAUUACAGCUAUUACUAUUCUACGUACCGGUACCAGUACUAGCUAGUACUCAGUAUCUAAUUUUAAUCUGACAUUGAAGUCAGCUUUAGCUGUUUUG
Messenger RNA from Seminavis robusta, 3737 nucleotides. Lineage: Eukaryota; Bacillariophyta; Bacillariophyceae; Naviculales; Naviculaceae. The record is from the annotation of a GenBank genome assembly.